This is a messenger RNA of Chelonoidis abingdonii (Abingdon island giant tortoise), 1916 nucleotides long. It is a transcript of the gene CLDN10, whose product is annotated as claudin 10. Gene Ontology annotation, molecular function: structural molecule activity. The record is from RefSeq and is a predicted model, not a curated record. Lineage: Eukaryota; Metazoa; Chordata; Testudines; Testudinidae. Gene Ontology annotation, cellular component: bicellular tight junction; membrane.
CAUCCCCCAUGGCCAGCCUGGCUGCGGAGAUUAUCGCCUUUCUGCUGGCCAUCUCGGGCUGGGUGCUGGUCUCCUCCACGCUGCCCACUGACUACUGGAAGGUCUCCUCCAUCGACGGCACCGUCAUCACCACCGCCACCUUCUGGGCCAACCUCUGGAAGACCUGCGUGACCGACUCCACCGGCGUGUCCAACUGCAAGGACUUCCCCUCCAUGCUGGCACUGGACGGUUAUAUCCAAGCCUGCAGAGGACUCAUGAUUGCUGCUGUCAGUCUUGGAUUCUUUGGCUCCAUAUUUGCACUGGUUGGGAUGAAGUGUACGAAAGUUGGAGGUUCAGAUCAGACUAAAGCUAAAGUCGCUUGUUUAGCUGGGAUGAUUUUCAUACUUUCUGGGUUGUGCUCUAUGACUGGUUGCUCCCUGUAUGCGAACAGAAUUACAUCUGAAUUCUUUAAUCCUACUUUUAUUGCACAAAAGUAUGAAUUAGGAGCAGCUUUAUUCAUUGGAUGGGCUGGAGCAUCACUUUGCAUAAUUGGUGGCAGUAUAUUCUGCUUCUCAAUAGCUGGAAACAGUAAAUCCCCAAGAAUGGAGUACACAUAUAAUGGAGCCACAUCUGUGAUGUCUUCUAGGACAAAGGUCCACAAUAGUGCAGCAGAUUUUAAAUCACCAAAAGGCCCUCCAAAGCACUUUGACAAAAAUGCUUAUGUUUAAUUGUACUGUUCUAAGAUACAAAACCAGUUUUCAAAUUAGUUUGUACAGUUCAUUCACAGAGUGAUUUCCAGAUAAGUACCAGCAUAAUCACCACCAGGACAAUGAAUUUUUAAAAUAUUAACUUGCAGCAUUUUACAUAUUGAUGUAAAUUUUCUUAUAUAAUAUUUUAAGAUUUAUGUUGGUGUUAUAUAUAAAUUAUAUAUCUGUAAAUCACUUGCUGUUUUUGCUUUCUACAAAAAAUAAAUAGGAUAUUUACAGAUAACAGUUUGUCACCUACUUGAUUUGUAUGAUAUCAAAUGCACAGUAUCUAAUGCAGUACAUCACAGCAGCAGUAUAGGAGCAGGUUCCAAAAGAGGUUUAGUAUUUGGAGCCAGAAGUCAUGUUUUGUGCAACUCCCUAUGUGAAAUUUUUCACCAGUGAGAAACAGUCACUUAGAGCCUGAUUUUCAGGAGUGCUAAAUACCUUGCAAGUCCAGUUGAAGUCAACAGGGACUGAAGUGAUCAGGAGCUCUGAAAAUCAGGUCCUUUUUUCUCCCUUAGGGUGCCAGUGAACAGAGGAACAGGUGUGGGGGAGACAAGAGCCUAUCAUUCACAUGCCACAGAAGCAAGAGAGGGAGACAGUUAGGUAGAGCAAGAGUUUAGGGGCUGGGGGAACCAGGGCUGACUAGGGAGCCUAAAGAAGAGAGCUGUGACCAAUAUAUUGGAGGGAGUCAGGGCAGACUGUGGGAGAGGGGUAUUUUGAGUUUAAGGCAACUUGAAAGGAAAUUUGGGGGGGGGGCAGAGUGACAGCACCUGAGAUCUUGGGGAUUUGGGCGGAGGGCCAGGGCAAGCUCCUCCAUUCUGCUUUUCCCCACUUCAGCUUGUAUCCUCUGAGCCUGCCGCCAUCCCUCCUCCAGUCUACCACUACUCCACCUGCCCCUCCCUCUACUUGUCUCUGGUCCCCUUUUGUUCCUUACUGCAGCUGCUAGCAAGCCAUUUGCUCUGCCAGUUGCUUACUCCUCCUGCAGACUGGCUAGGUUCCCGCAACCACUUGGCACCAGAAUGGCCUCCAGCAGACACUAGAAGUGAUUACAGGAAAAAUCUUAGCCAAUGCCUGUAGACUACUUCGCAGGAGAUUCCAGGAUGGCAGUGGGAAUGCAUGAGAGGGCCGCCGACUGCAUGAAUGUCACAUGUAAUUAUGUGACACGUGGCAGCCCUGCUGGAUGAUCUU